AUGACAUCAGUGCCCGAAACUACUCCAGAUCACGUUCGCAUCGUUAUGAAUUUGAAUAAUCCGAAUAGUAUACAAACAGUAGGGUACAUAAAUCCAUCAUCACAAUCAAGACCUCACAAUCAAGAAUACCAACAUCAGGACGCACGAAAUGGUAAUAAGCAUCAAACUUCUAAGCCAUCUGGUGGGCGCUGUUCGAAACCUUGCCUAAUUGGGCUUGGUAUUGGUUUGGCAAUUGGUGUGUUACUCGUGAUUGCUAUUGCGGUUCCAGUUGGUCUUACCAGAAGUUCUUCAUCGGGUUCAUCUAAUACGGUGACAACGAAUCAAGUCAAUAGUGGAACGACAUCCCAAGUUACAACUACUACAGUGAACACUAAAAAUUUGCAGUUAGUUCAAAACUGCAUUGGGCAGGAUAUUAGUAGACAACCGGUAAUUAUCGAUACUGACGUUGAUAUUGAUGAUUUAUGGGCCAUUCUUUAUUUGAUUAAUGUUCCAACGGUUGAUAUUCUCGCUAUUACGACUGUUGGAGAUGGAUUUAGUGCACCAUUGUAUUCGUCGAGCAAUGUCCUCAGUCUUUUGGGAUUAGUUGGCUGUACAGAUGGUAUUUCAGUCGCUAGCGGACUCAGUGUGUCAUCAUUAUCAACUGGCUGGACUGUAGCAAACUCAGUUCUUACGAACAUCGAUAGCUAUCUGACGUCACCCUCUUGUCUCAAUCAGUCGACCAACAUUUUCUUGCAACCAUCGCCAUUUGAUGCAGUUGAGUUGAUUAUAUAUACAUUGAAAUAUUCACAGCAACCAGUAGAUAUUUUGGUUCUUGGUCCCUUUACAAAUAUUGCUGCAGCUAUCACUCGAGAUCGCUCGAUUGUAUCAAAAAUAGGAACACUUUAUGUAUCUGGUGGCCAGUUCAAAUCAAUAUCUGAUUAUCCAACACUUAUACCAAAUCCAAAAUUAGGAAUCUAUCCUUAUUUAAAAAAACCACCUGGCACUAGUUAUAACGUCUUCUUAGGUAAAAAAAAAUGUUCAUUCUACUCCUGA
Adineta steineri is the source of this 1032-nucleotide messenger RNA. NCBI's taxonomy places the organism in Eukaryota, Metazoa, Rotifera, Eurotatoria, Adinetida, Adinetidae. The record is from the annotation of a GenBank genome assembly.